CGUCGAAUUGCGUCGGCCUCGGGGUCUGGAGAAUCGAAGCGCUCAGCGACAUCGGAGAACAAGAAUUUCAAGAAGUCAAGCCUGGAUAAGGCAGGAGCGACGAUUCUUCGGCAGGAGUUGACAGAGAACGAGAACGACGAGUUCAUGCGUCUGGAGGCAGGUUCUCGAGGCUCGAUUUCAACGAUCUUUGACGUGACAUGCUCGUCGUUCUUGGAGGCCGAAGGCGAAGGGAGGAAAAGAGAGUGCGCCGUGUCAAUCGUGGCGCUGAACAGCUUUCGCGUUGGCGUUGGGUGGCAGUUUGAACCACGUGUUUGCGGUGCUGAGGCUCGGUGGCUCCGAUAGAACUUGAGUGGAUGUACUCGAAGAAGGCUGCACCAUGCAUGUGCUGCUUUUCGGCUUCGAGUGAGAUAGAUGUUGAUGACUAAUUCCGAAGUAAGAAUUGCUUCUACUCGAGAGGUCGAGACUUUCCUCGAGGCGGAAUUGGAGAGCUCUAUUGGCUAAGCCGGUAGAACUCAAGUCUCGUGGGGUUCGCACGUCAUAUAUGAGCAGCUUGCGGGGAGCAAUUUCGUGAGAAUUCCGGAAAGAGGAUCGGCAAGCGCAUACUGAAGUCUCGCCAUUAUUUCCGGGUUCAAAGAGAGACUUGAAAGACGGGAUAGAUGGUCUACAUGGCGACCUUCGAGGAGAUUCUAUCAAUCUGGCAAGCGAAGCCGAUGAAGUCAAAGAAGCCGAUCUCGGUUGUCUCGGAGAGCUCGAGGAAGCUCAGUCAAGAUGGAGUUUUCAUUCUGAAGACGACACUGCAGAUCGGGAUAGUCAUGUGCUUGAUUCUCGCGUGCUUCACCUUUUCUUACUUCAACGAUAGCGAAUUUAUUCCAUUUCUCGUUCGAUAUCAGCAGAAUGUUACGGUUCACCUUGGAACUCACUGGAAGCAGACCAACAUCAUCUCUUCGGAAGUCAGAGAACAAGCAAGGAACAAAGUAGACUGCCACUUGCAAUUGUUCUCUCGACAUACCGGGGAAUGCCGUGGCUUGCGUGUACAAGGAGCAAAGAGCAAAUCAGAAAUUGGCACUACCGCCAGUACCUUGAGGAUUGAGUCGUUAGCAGGUCAUUCAGUUCUUAAUAUUACUGUAGAGGAGAAUAUGGAAGGAGUUGAAUCAGGCAAGAAACAGCCUAUCAGUGAGCCUAAAGUUGUUACAAGCUUAUCUCACGACUGGGAUCACGUAAAGAGCUUGAGGACAAAGCGAGAAGGCAGCACGAAUGAAAACAGUUCACUCUGUGCUGGUUCCUGGGGAAUUGCGGUAAUGGGAGAGGGUCCGAACAAUGAUGCUUUCCGGUGCGAUCGUCAUGAUAAACGCUCCGAUGUGUGUUUCUUGCGUGGCGAUGUUCUGCUGCGCACAGGCAGUGUUAGUGAAUUAGUUCUACGUGUCUCCAGUUCCGAAACAUCAAAUUGCCACCAUGUGGAGAUAAUUCGACCAUACUCUCGCAAGUGGGAGCCUACAACUAUGGCGUCGAUAGAACCGGUGACACUAAGAAUUGAUGGGACUCCAAACGGUACUCAUGAACUAUCUUGCGAUUUGCACCAUUCAGUGCCAGCCGUCUUCUUCUCCACGGGUGGUUUUACUGGUAACCCUUAUCACGACUUCCAGGAUGUGCUCAUUCCCCUCUUCAUAACAUCACAGCAUCGAAAAGGAGAGGUUAUCUUUGUGGUCAGUGAUAUAAGGAAGUGGUGGAUUGAGAGAUGGAACAAUGUGCUGCAACAGCUCAGCAAUUAUCCGAUUAUCGAUACGAAGGAAGACAUGAGACAUCACUGCUUCCCUGAGGUAACCGUGGGUCUCCACGUUCACAAAGAGUUUGGUGUUGAUUCCGCACGGAUGCCAAACGGUGAAAGUAUGAAAGAAUUUCAACACGUUCUUCAUAAAGCACUUGGGAUUCCGAGGAUGGAAGCGGUUUCUGGAGUCGAAUUACUUCGAGCACGGACAAAUUCCACCCUUCUAAGUAGUAUGCUGAAAGAUCAGGACAACAGUACAAGGAAGUUAAAGUUAUUGAUUGUUGCAAGGACGGGCAGUCGUGUACUGGUAAACCAAAAGCAGAUUACCAAGCUGGCGAAGUCUCUGGGCUUUGAAACGAAGGUCUUGAGGCCGACGGACAGAGUCGAAGUUCCAGUAAUUUACAGCGAGUUUCAUAACAGCCACGUAGUCAUGGGAGUUCAUGGAGCCGCAUUGGCGCACAUGGUGUUCAUGAAAAGAAGAGCAGUUCUCAUCCAGAUAGUUCCAUUGGGGACCGACUGGCCCUCCGAUCACUACUAUGAACGGCCAGCGAAGGAACUGGAUCUUCAGUACAUCGAGUACAAAAUCCAACCCAACGAAAGCUCUCUGAGCAAGAAGUACGGAUCCGAUCAUCCUAUAGUUCGCAACCCAGAUCGUUUCACAUCCGAGGGUUGGGCAACCAUGAAGCAGAUAUACUUGUCCGAUCAGAAUGUCCGCGUGUCUUUAAAAAGGUUUCGCAAGACUCUGCUAGAGGCCAAGCAAAAAGCAUCUGUUUCUCCGUGAACGUUUGAGACUGGUAUGGUGGUACGUUUCAUGUAUAUUGGAUAGUUGAUACCUUCUACAAGGAAUGGUCACGUGCAAGGUGAUCAGUUCCAGCCAUAUAACUUGUUUGCUCGGCUCGAGUCCCCAGCUCGACAUACGACUUUGAAGACUCGAUGGUUCUGAUGCAUGCGUCAGAUGGUUGUUUCUCACAGAUGUUUCUUACUGAGGACCAGGAUGACUACAUUUUGAACAAUGCUGACACGUUUGGAUCAGCGAAGGUUAACAGAUUAUCGCACGGCCUUAGCCCUAACCUGUAGCGGGAACAGACCGCAGGGAACCAUAGCAUGGCGACUUCGCAAUUUGCAACUGGUUCCAAACGUGGAGCCUGAAAUGGUACAGAAACUUAGCGCUCGGCGUCACGAAAACUUGACAGGGCGGUGUACAUGAAAAUACCAGAAUGGAGGCACCAUAACAUACAGCAAUGUUUUCUUUGAAGAAAAUGGCCUUUACUCAGUGACUAUUCGGUCAUAUAUUGGACAGGGCUCUUUCUUGACAGCCAGUUAGAAUGAAUUUUUACAAGUUUCAGGACUUUGCCACUUUCUAUGCGCAAGCGAUCGAUCCCUGUGGAUGCGUUGCUAAGACAUAAGUAGUGGAGAACAUUUCUGCUUCUUGGCGAAGAUUUCAGAUGCAUAUUCCCCUCAUACGAGAAUGCUUCAUCAGCCAAUUUCAAGAACAGCUGAUAUGAAGCGAAGAUAGGGAGGGAAACAUCUCAGACUCACAGCACUAACAGCACUACUCUGUGUUGGGGCAUUCAGCUCGUCUUUCACUGACUUCCGAAGAAAAAGACAUGUUACAGUUGCAGGCAAGCGAAUGGACUUUAGGAGGCCAAAAAUUUUCCGGCGAUCUCUAGUCUUUAAAUUUCUCAAGGUGUCCAAAUACUACGCACAUG
Molecule: messenger RNA, 3474 nt
Organism: Marchantia polymorpha subsp. ruderalis
Lineage: Eukaryota; Viridiplantae; Streptophyta; Marchantiopsida; Marchantiales; Marchantiaceae
Source: the annotation of a GenBank genome assembly